CACGCAUCCGCGCGUGAGAUCAUCUUCUUGACCUCGCAUCGUCAGGUCCGCCACCAUUCAUCGUGACUCUUUCACAGUCUGACAAGGUCCCGGCCAACCUAUCAAGAAUACCUAGAGCCACCCUCUCCUCCUAGCCUGCGUUGUCGCGACAGGUUGUGCGUGGCGAUUGUCCUCAAGACCGUACAGUAAGUAACAGUGAACGUGACCAUGUGCACCGCCUUCUUCUUUGCAUCCAGCAGCUUUAUGCACCAUAGCGCGAUGGAUUCACUCGGAUGGCGAAGACAGAAUGUCUUGUCCCCUAGCCGAUUUUCCUCUGGACCAUCUCUCACCAAUGGUGGACAGACUCCCGGCUCGGACCACAUCUCUUUUUUCCUGGUGCAACUUUGUCACAACUGCACUGCGAUCGAUUGUGGCUGUGUGUUCUCGUCGCCAGAUCCUAUCUUUUUCGCAGUCGCACUUUCAUAAGCAACCAUGUCUGCCUGCCAAGCCUGCAACGAGCCACUCUUGCUCGAGGUGGAAGCCGAGGAUGGCUCCGAAGCAACACAGCAGGUGCCCGACGAUCUCGAGCUGCCUUGCAAAUGCCACUUUCACUGGCAGUGUUUUCUCGACGAGUCGCCUGAAGUUGCCUUGAGUCUUAAGUGUCCGUCCUGCGGUGCCCAACUUGCCGCCAACGCCGCUGGGCCUUCAGUUACCAACCAGUUCCUGUCCGCGAAUGUUGGUGCCAAGAUUUUGACACGCUAUGUCAACGAGGGCGGUGUGCAAGAAGACCUCGAUAUUCUGCCGUCCGUCACAGAAGAGGCCUAUCUGGCCGCCAAUCCUGCUGCGGCUCCAGCUCGCGCCUACCAUGUCAUGUGCGGUGAAGGUGAUGUCGGUGGUAUCAUCGAUUUGCUGCGGGAAGCGGAUCAGGCUACUGGCGAGGAAGGCAGCUUGACUGCCGCUCAACUCAUUCGAUACCAGGAUCCACUGAAUGACAACCAAUCUGGACUCCACGUUGCUGUACAAAAAGGCCAAGACGAGGUCGUCUGGGCGCUACUUUGGCUGGCCUCCAGUCUCUCGGCCCAUGCGAUCCCAGAGGUCGUGUCACAGUCCGCACAAGCUAUGGGUCUCGAGCGGCCUCAGGUGUCACAUGCAGAGGACAUUCGUGCCCUUGAGGACAACCAAGGCCGGACAGCCGAGGCCAUUGCGGCGCAGAUGGGAGGGAUCUGGACAACCUUGGUCGAGUCUCGGGUGCUUCACCCUGGCACUCAGUAGCGUUUCUAAAGGGCCGUUCUGACAUGCCGAAGCUACGAUGCUCGCGUGCACAGACUCGUUACUUCGAGCCGUGGUCCAUGUGGUUUCUGGAGACGGAAGUACUGACACUUGCACGAUCACACCACUUGAUAGACCCGAAAGAAUAAGAAUGUCCUGAUCAGGAAAACUGCAUUGUCUCGAAGGGGCAUGGUGGCCGAUGCAUGUACAGCUGCACGUGGACAAUUCUCCGUGCGUUUUGGAGCACCG
Messenger RNA from Microdochium trichocladiopsis, 1497 nucleotides. RefSeq lists its product as uncharacterized. The transcript has a single exon. Bases 472 to 1251 code for a protein of 259 amino acids. The record is from RefSeq and is a predicted model, not a curated record. NCBI's taxonomy places the organism in Eukaryota, Fungi, Ascomycota, Sordariomycetes, Xylariales, Microdochiaceae.